AUGGCGGCCGUUUCGCUCCCGGUUCGCCUGUGCUCCGUUCCGUCCAGCCCGUCGUUCUCUCCCGGCGUGAGGCGGCAAGGGAGCCUUUCGCGACAGCAUUCGCGACACUUUAAGGAUAACACGUGUCAGCCCUGCGAGAAGCUGCUUCAGGAGCAGCGACGUCAGCAAGAGCUUCAUGCGAGACCAAAAAGCCGCGGUCUUCCCGCCGACAAACGCGGCGCCUCCGUCAGCAUGGCCGCCGCUGGCGGCAGCAGCAGGAGCAGCAGCUGCAGCAGCGGCAGCGCGAGCAGCAGCAAAACCGCUCCAAACGCGGCGGCUAACACGGCGGCCAACAAGGCGGCCAGCACGGCGGCAAACGCGGCAGCAAAUGCCGCCGCCAUGGCUCAGAAGUUCGUCAAGUCGGUGGAAUCAGCGCCAGUCGUGCGGCGCGUCGACGCGUGGGCGAUUAAGAAUAAGAUCCCUAAAGAGCUCUCACUGGCUUUGCUCUGGUCCGCCGCUGUCCUCUCCCUCGCUGCUGUCACCCUCAUUAUAAGGUUCGUCUUUGGCCUACUUCGGGUCGUCUUUUCCGCUAUUGGAAACGUUUUCCGCAAGACUCCCGCCGGUGCUGCCACUGCUGCUGCUGCUCCUGCUGCUGCUGCUCCCGCUGCCGCUGCUGCCGUUUCCGCCGCGGCCGUGACUCCUGCGGAGGCUGCAACGCUGGUGACGGUGCCUACAGUGGAAGGGGUGCUGGAGGGGAGGGUGGAGGAGGAGGAGGCAGAGGAGCAGCGGCAGCGCGCCGAGCUGGUGGAGCAGGCCGUUGCUGACGUGGCACGCGCGUACGAGCGCAAGCUUGCUGAGCUGGAGGCGGCGCACGAAGCUGAGGUGGCGGCGGUGCGGCAGGCCACAGAGGCGGGCGGCGUGAUGGGCGACGGGCAGGUGGAGGAAAUGGCACGGCUGAGGGAAGAAGCGGCGGAACUACGUCGCGGCAUGGCACUGGCUAAGGAAGUUGCUGAACAAGUGAUGGAUGAGGAGCAGAAGAAAACCAAGGAGAUUCGGCAGCUGAAAGCAGCCCUGAAGGAGGAGAAGGCUCGGAUGGAGAGGGAGAGGGUGAAGCUUCAGGCUGAGAGGGAGGAGAUGGAGAAGGAAGCGAAAGAGAUAGAGGAGGAGAGGAGGAGGGUUGCGGAUGAGUUGGCACGAGUGGAAGGGGAGAAGGCUGGGGUUGAGGCUGCGAGGAGGCAGGUGGAGGAGAGGAGGAGGCGGAGCGAGGAGGAGAGGGAGCGAGCGAGGGAGAAGGGGCUACAACGCGAGGUAGAGAAGCUCGAAUCCUACCUGGCGGAGCUCCGUGCCAGCCUGGAAUCGUCCCAAGCUGAGCUGGACCGGACCAAUCGGGAAGCAGAGGAGAACGAAGCCCUGGCUGCUGAGCUGGAGGAGCUUCUCGAGGCUGCCCGGAAGGAACGGGAUUCGGUCAACGUGGAAAGUUUUCAGCAGCUGACCGAGGAGCUGGCAGAGGCUCAGACGAGAAUGGUGGAGGAGGGGCGGCAGCAGCAGGAGCGGGCGGCACAGCUGGCGGAGAUGAUGCAGAAGAUGCCGAAAAUCAAGGCUGAGCUGGCAGCCACGCGGAUGGAGCUGCGCCGGGAGCAAAACACGCGGGCAGCUGAGGUGGCAUCACUUUCAGCAGCAUUGGUUUCGGCAAAAGAGGAAGCCAAGGCUUUAAGAGAGACAGCGGUGGGGGCAGAGGCGAGAGUGAGGGCAGAACUGAAGGAAGCUGAAGAUGCGUACAAGGCUGGGGUGGCUGCGACACGAGAGCGUAUGACGACCAAGAACAUUGUUCAACUGGGGAAGGCUCGACUGACCUCACUGCAGCAACAGGUGCAAGCGCUGAGAGAGUCACUCAAGGAGAAGACAGAAGAGCUUCAGCAUGCACGUGCUCAACCAAAGUAG
Molecule: messenger RNA, 1920 nt
Organism: Closterium sp. Yama58-4
Lineage: Eukaryota; Viridiplantae; Streptophyta; Zygnematophyceae; Desmidiales; Closteriaceae
Source: the annotation of a GenBank genome assembly